GUCUGCACACAUAGAUUCUCAAGUUGAUGCUGCGCAAAAUGGAACUUAACAAAAUUUCAAACAAAACCUUCUGCUUUUUAUCAGACAUAACUUUCUCCGAUAGAUUCCUUCCUCCUGUCUACAUCCUCGUCUUCAUCAUCGGCUUGGCUGCGAACAUAUGGGGACUCACGUUUUUACUGCAAAACUGGAAGAAAUUUGGACACAUCAACAUUUUUGUCUUCAACAUGGGACUUGCUGAUAUUUUGUACUUGCUAACUCUUCCAUUCUUGGUCGUGUACCAUUUUAAGGAGAGAGAGUGGAUUUUUGGAGACACUUUUUGCAAAAUUACGCGGUUUUGUUUUAAUAUAAAUCUUUAUGGUAGCAUUGGAUUUCUCACGUGUAUCAGUGUGUACAGGUACUUGUCAAUAGUCCAUCCGAUGAAGGCUUGGGGCAGGCUCAUUCCAUCUCACGCUGUAGUUAUCUCAAUUAUAGUUUGGUUCUAUGUGGGUGCGCAAACUCUUCCAGAUAUGUUUUUUGCUAAAACGAAUACAAAUAAAAAAGGCAAAUGUUAUGACACCACUUCCACUGCUUUCGUAGAGGAUUAUCUGAAAUACAGUUUGGCUUGGACUUUGACUGGGUUCUGCUUGCCGUUCCUGGUCACGGUGGGAUGUUAUUCUCAUGUGAUAGUGAGGCUGCGUGGCUCCAGCUUCACAGAUACAGACCGUGUGCUGAAGAGGAGGAGUCUGCGGCUGCUGUUGGUUCUGAUCCUGCUCUUCUCUGUGUGUUACAUUCCCUAUCACGUCCUCAGGAACCUCAACCUGUACUCCAGAGUCCUGUCCAAGAGGCAGUGCUACGGCUGGUUCAACCCCGUCUACGUGGCUCAGCAGGUGGGCCGCGGCCUGGUGUGCCUGAACUCUGCCCUGAACCCCCUGGUGUACCUCCAUGCGAGUGAGGAGCUGUCCUCUAGUCUCCGGAUGCUCCGCAGAUCAGCUGGACUCCUGUGUCUGCAUCCAAGUGACAAUCAUGUUAAUAGUACACAUGAGGUUUGUUUGCCCGACCAGCCAGUCGCUUCUACGUUCUGUUAGAACAAGACUCUGGAAUCGACAAACCUCCAACAAACCUAAAUUGUAACAGUCUAACCACAGCCAAUAAUUUGUUUCAUGUGUUUCUCAAAUGCAGAAGACAUCUCUUGAAAACUCUUGCAUCGUUCCAAACAAAAUAUAUCAUUUCUUUUACCUGAAAUAAAUAAGAGUUUUCUCAGUCCUCUGUGUUUUUUUUUUUAUUUUUUACGUGUAAGCCACCAUAUCUGUUUUUACCUGCACAAAGCAUGCGUCUCUCUGAUUGGUUAAUCCACAUGUAAGUCAAACCCUUUGACAUUGAGGAGACAGGAUAUGG
This is a messenger RNA of Periophthalmus magnuspinnatus, 1374 nucleotides long. Its product is annotated as P2Y purinoceptor 1-like. Lineage: Eukaryota; Metazoa; Chordata; Actinopteri; Gobiiformes; Gobiidae. Gene Ontology annotation, molecular function: neuropeptide receptor activity. The transcript is spliced from 2 exons. The record is from RefSeq and is a predicted model, not a curated record. Gene Ontology annotation, cellular component: membrane. Gene Ontology annotation, biological process: G protein-coupled receptor signaling pathway. The coding region runs from base 27 to 1064 and encodes 345 amino acids.